This is a messenger RNA of Topomyia yanbarensis, 630 nucleotides long. RefSeq lists its product as uncharacterized. Lineage: Eukaryota; Metazoa; Arthropoda; Insecta; Diptera; Culicidae. The transcript has 2 exons. Bases 1 to 630 code for a protein of 209 amino acids. The record is from RefSeq and is a predicted model, not a curated record.
AUGGUCACCAUCAGUUUUCGCAACUGGCUCAUUUUCUUCAUCGCUGCCGUAGUAAUCGUGAUUCCACAAGAUUGUAACUGUAACUUCACGGAAUCAUCAAACGCAUCACAUUCUCGCGUGAAACGCUUCCUAAACUUUGUUAUCAAUGGUGGCGUAGCAAAAGUCGUAGUAGGCGGAGUGUUUCCGGUUCGAUUUCAUCACAAGCUGAAGCGCAGUUUGAACUGUGCUGUGAAUGUUCAGGCCAACUACGUCAUACCACCGACGAUUAUCUGGCCCGUCCCGGAGGAUGUUUUCAAGGAGCGGCUAAACAACGACUUUGUAGAUAACAGUAGACCCCAGUUGUAUCAACUAUUGGAGCAUAUGAUUGACGGAUGGGGGCGUAAUGGGCGAUCGUGCGUACUAAGAACGAUUUGCGAGGUAGCCGACACACCGCUCAGUCAUAAUGGGAUGUUUGGAGAAAUUUUAGAUGUGAUAUUUACACCUAGUGAGACAGACGUGAUGGACAGUGAGUACAAACAGGCACGGCAGUACGGUUUGCAUGGCGUUAGUUGUUCAAGAGCCUUCAGCGAAUGUCCAGACGGGCACGGAAUUCUCGACGUAAUCUCUACCGUUAAUCUUUUCAAGUUUUGA